Messenger RNA from Cyphomyrmex costatus, 716 nucleotides. It is a transcript of the gene RpL24-like, whose product is annotated as ribosomal protein L24-like. The record is from RefSeq and is a predicted model, not a curated record. Gene Ontology annotation, biological process: ribosomal large subunit biogenesis. The transcript has 2 exons. NCBI's taxonomy places the organism in Eukaryota, Metazoa, Arthropoda, Insecta, Hymenoptera, Formicidae. Gene Ontology annotation, cellular component: nucleolus. The coding region runs from base 49 to 576 and encodes 175 amino acids. Gene Ontology annotation, molecular function: structural constituent of ribosome.
AUCUGUGCUGGUGGUCUCUCUAUUCUUCAUUGCAAUAAAUAUCGCAAUAUGCGUAUAGAAACGUGUUAUUUCUGUUCAUCUCGGAUAUAUCCGGGACAUGGAAUUCAGUUUGUAAGGAAUGAUUGUAAGAUAUUCAAGUUCUGUCGCUCAAAAUGUCACGCAGCAUUCAAAAAGAAGAAGAAUCCUAGAAAAGUCAAAUGGACCAAAGCCUACAGAAAGACUGUUGGCAAAGAAUUGACCGUAGAUCCAUCGUUCGAAUUUGAAAAGAGGAGAAAUGUACCUGUCAAAUAUAAUAGAGAAUUAUGGAAUAAGACUGUAGAGGCAAUGAAAAAGGUAGAAACUAUCAAGCAGAAGCGACAGAAUCUACACAUUAUGCAGCGAUUACGCAAGGGAAGAGAAAUCGAAGAGGAGAAAGAUCAGAAGGAGGUGCAGCGUGAUUUAUCUCUCAUUUAUUUACCAGCCGCUGGUCUCAAACAAAGGAGAAAGCAAGAAGAGGCAGCCAAAGAACAGGAACAGAUGCAAGUAGAUGAAGAUUCCAACAAUGAACUUGAAACCGAGGCAGUGGAAGUGAAUUAGAUUGUUGUAUAUAUUUCAUCUUAAUAUCUUACACAUUAUUUCCACUGUGUUAAUAAAUUACGAGUUAUAAGUUACAAUAAUUUUAUAUAGAUACAUCAAUUUUUAACAAACUAAUGAAAUUAUGCAAAACUUUCAUAAGA